Molecule: messenger RNA, 2586 nt
Organism: Anguilla anguilla (European eel)
Lineage: Eukaryota; Metazoa; Chordata; Actinopteri; Anguilliformes; Anguillidae
Gene: vps53
Product: VPS53 subunit of GARP complex
Exons: 22
Coding region: 64-2565 (833 amino acids)
Biological process (GO): retrograde transport, endosome to Golgi
Cellular component (GO): GARP complex
Source: RefSeq, a predicted model, not a curated record
UUGAGGAAGUUAGCUGCUGUGAGCUUCUGCCAGCCUGUCUAGCAGCGGCUGUGUAUUGUUAACAUGUCAGUGAUGGAAGACGAAGAACUGGAAUUCGCUGAUGAUUUGGAGGCGAUCCUGCACCUCACACCGGAGGUGCAGCAAGCCAUAGACCAGGUCUUUCCUAGUCAGGAUCCGUUGGAUAGACCGGACUUCAACGCGGUGGAGUACAUCAACACCUUGUUUCCCACUGAACAGUCUCUGGCCAAUAUCGAUGACGUGGUGAACAAAAUUCGUCUGAAAAUCAGGCGGUUGGACGAUAACAUCAGGACUGUGGUGAGGGGGCAGACCAACGUGGGACAAGAUGGCCGACAGGCUCUGGAGGAGGCUCAGAAGUCCAUACAGCAGCUCUUCGGCAAAAUCAAGGACAUCAAAGACAAGGCGGAGAAAUCGGAACAAAUGGUCAAAGAGAUCACUCGGGACAUCAAGCAGCUGGACCACGCCAAGCGUCACCUGACCACCUCCAUCACCACCCUCAACCACCUGCACAUGCUGGCGGGGGGCGUGGACUCCCUGGAGGCGAUGACGCGGAGGCGUCAGUAUGGGGAGGUGGCUAACCUGCUGCAGGGCGUGGUCAACGUGCUCGAGCACUUCCACAAGUACAUGAGCAUCCCGCAGAUACGGCAGCUGUCCGAGAGGGUCAAAGCUGCACAGAGUGAACUGGGGACACAGAUAUUAGCUGACUUUGAGGAAGCGUUCCCCGCACAGGGGUCAAAGAGGCCAGGGGGGCCCAGUAAUGUGCUGAGGGACGCCUGCCUGGUGGCUAAUGUGCUGGACCCCCGGAUCAAGCAGGAGAUCAUGAAGAAGUUCAUCAGGCAGCACUUGUCUGAGUACCUGCUGCUCUUCCAGGAGAACCAGGACGUGGCCUGGCUGGACCGGAUUGACCGGCGGUAUGCUUGGAUCAAGCGGCAGCUGGUGGACUACGAGGAGAAGUACGGGCGCAUGUUCCCGGCAGAGUGGUGCAUGACUGAGCGCAUCGCCGUCGAAUUCUGCCACAUCACCAGGACGGAGCUGGCCAGGAUAAUGAGGACUCGGGUUCGGGAGAUUGAGGUGAAACUGCUGCUGUUUGCCAUCCAGAGGACCACCAACUUUGAGGGUCUGCUGGCCAAGCGCUUUUCUGGCUGUACUCUGACUGAUGGGCCUGGGCAGAAGCAGGUGGACACACCCCUGGAGCCCACAAACCCGUUCCUGGAGGACGAAGCAGGAGAUGACUGCUCCUUAGAAAAGGAGGAGGAGCUUGACAGGCCGAAGAAGCCCAAAGCUCCAGAUAACCCAUUCCAUGGCAUUGUGUCCAAGUGCUUUGAGCCGCACCUCUACGUGUACAUCGAAUCACAGGACAAGAAUCUGGGCGAGCUGAUCGACCGGUUCGUGACAGACCUGCGCUCCCAGGGCCCCCCCCAGUGUGGGAGUGAGGAGGGGGGGGCCGUGCUGCCCAGCUGUGCUGACCUCUUUGUGUACUAUAAGAAGUGCAUGGUGCAGUGCUCCCAGCUCAGCACCGGGGAGCCCAUGAUCGCCCUCACCACCAUCUUCCAGAAGUACCUGCGAGAGUACGCCUGGAAGAUCCUGUCUGGAAACCUGCCCAAGACCAGCAGCGGCAGCGGCGGGUUGACCAUUAGCAGUCUGCUGAAGGAGAAGGAGGGGUCAGAGACGGCCAAGUUCACCCCGGAGGAGCUCUGCCUCAUCUGCAGCAUCCUGAGCACAGCAGAGUACUGCCUGGCCACCACACAGCAGUUGGAGGAGAAGCUGAAGGAGAAGGUGGAUAAGGCUCUGGUGGAGAGGAUUAAUCUGACCGGAGAGAUGGACACUUUCAGCACGGUGAUCUCUAACAGCAUCCAGCUGCUGGUGCAGGACCUGGACUCAGCGUGUGACCCCGCCCUCACGGCCAUGAGCAAGAUGCCGUGGCAGAACGUGGAGCACGUUGGGGACCAGAGCCCGUAUGUGACCUCGGUCAUCAUGCACAUCAAACACAACGUGCCCAUCAUCCGAGACAACCUGGCCUCCACACGCAAGUACUUCACCCAGUUCUGCAUCAAGUUCACCAACUCCUUCAUCCCCAAAUUCAUCACUCACCUGUUCAGGUGUAAGCCAAUCAGCAUGGUGGGAGCAGAGCAGCUCCUGCUGGACACACACUCCCUGAAGACGGUUCUGCUGGACCUGCCCUCCAUCGGGUCCCAGGUGGUGCGCAAGGCCCCCGCCAGCUACACCAAGAUCGUGGUGAAGGGCAUGACCCGCGCCGAGAUGAUCCUGAAGGUGGUGAUGGCCCCGCACGAGCCGCCGGUGGUGUUCGUGGACAACUACAUCAAGCUGCUGGCGGACGGGAACCCCGACACCUUCCAGAAGAUUCUGGACAUGAAGGGUCUGAAGCGCAGUGAGCAGGGCAGCAUGCUGGAGCUCUUCAGGCAGCGGUUGCCCACCCCGCCAUCAGGGGGCGACGGCAUGCCCUCCCUGUCCUUCAGCGCCCCCACCCCGGAGCAAGAGUCGUCUCGCAUCCGCAGGCUGGAGAAGCUCAUCAAAAAGAGACUGUGAGCCCCCCACUCCACCCCCGCC